Molecule: messenger RNA, 3760 nt
Organism: Malaya genurostris
Lineage: Eukaryota; Metazoa; Arthropoda; Insecta; Diptera; Culicidae
Exons: 8
Coding region: 906-3653 (915 amino acids)
Biological process (GO): lipid metabolic process
Molecular function (GO): lipase activity
Source: RefSeq, a predicted model, not a curated record
CAGCUUAAACGCAACGACUCGAGCUUUUUCUCGCAUGUAUCGCGUUAUUCGGCUCGUGGUUCAAUCAGUUGGUGUCGGUUACUUGGAUGAUUCGGAAGUUAUGCUCUCGCAAAUAACAAGCUAAUCGCUACCAGUUUCUUCGGUCCGAAGCCGGUUCACACUGUGAUUCAAGUAGUUGUUAUUGGAAAACAAGUUAUAUUGAAAGACAAAUCGGUGACACUACAUGCUAUGUACGAAAAUUACAUAAUUUUUCAAAUUAUAUCGGUGUGUUAAGGUAUACUUUGCGGUGGACGCAAUACUUCGCUGUUCACAUUAUGAGACCUCUAAGUGCAUUUAGUAGAUGAUAAAUCGUUGUCGUACAAGUGUUGCAUUGAUCUUAUAUGAAAAUAUUCAAUAGUUUUUAAACCUAAUCACUGUGGUGAGAUAUUUAAGCUUAAUAGUGUUAAAUGUAUCAAGGUUGUGCAUAUUUUUGCAGCGAAGAAAAUAGUUCCAAAAAAAGCGUUUAGUACGGUCGAUGUAAUAAUACUUCAAGUGAAAGCAACAUGUGAAAGCAGAAACUCACCUCUUUCCUACACUACUACAACAACAAAAUCGCAGUUGUUUACAUUUUGCAGUGAAGUUGAAUUCAUUUAUCGAAGUUGCUAUAUCGAGUUUUCUUUCUCAUUUGACCACGAAGCUGGGUAGACGACCAGAGAAGUAAUUUUUACAGAAAAAUUGCACAGGCGAAAAUAUUCGAGAUAAAACAGUAACGUCUUCCUGGGCUUCCCGCCUUUGACACACGUAGUAGCAUCGCGCCAGGAAUGCAUGUCUGCAUAAAUGUUUGAUAUUACACGUAUUACUAGCACGUUGUUGGAAGUUAUCAGAUCUGCCGCAGGAAAUCUUUACCUAAACAGAACACAUUUUAAAUGAUGAUAGCAGCAAAAGCUUUGCUGGUCUGCUGUGUCACAAUUUUUGCCGAAUUGAGUUUGAUUGAAGGUAAGACAGCACUGGAGAACAAUCUAUACCUGAACGAUUUGUUAGAAGAGCGAAAACAUUACGAGGCUGCACAAAAAUCUAUUGCUGAAUGGAAAAACACAUUGACAAGAAACAGAAAAAAACGGGCUGAUAAAAUAUCUUGUUAUGGAGAGUUGGGCUGUUUUGAAGAAACCGCAUAUCUGGAGAUGCUUCCAUCGCCGCCGGAGGAAAUCAACACAAAGUUUUUCGUGUAUUCUGCUAAACACAGGAGUGAAAAACCGAUAUUGGAAUUUUUCUACGAUGAAAUAGCAAAAAUCAGUAACGGAACAACACCCGCACCAAGUUCCAAAUCAACAAACGCAACCGCACCGAUUAAACAUAGCUAUGCUCCGGAUAAAAUUUACGAAAAGUUUGGUAACAUGGAAAACGUUACAGCUAGAGCAAUCAUUCAUGGUUUUGGAUCUAGUUGCACCCAUGUAUGGGUUUAUGAGAUGAGAACUGCACUCAUGGCCGUGGAAGAUUGUAUUGUUAUAUGCAUGGACUGGGAAAACGGAGCUACAUUACCUAAUUACGUUCGAGCUGCAGCCAACACCCGUCUUGUUGGGAGACAAUUAUCUUACUUAUUGAAGGGACUGCAAACGCACAACAAACUAAAUAUAUCUCGAGUUCAUUUAAUCGGUUUCAGUUUAGGUUCGCAUGUCGCUGGAUUCGCUGGAGCUGAAUUGAAAGGGUUGCAUAGAAUCACUGGUCUUGAUCCAGCAGGGCCACUGUUUGAAUCACAGCAUCCCCAUGCCCGACUGGACGACACGGACGCUGGCUUCGUCGACGUGAUCCAUUCUAAUGGAGAAAAUUUAAUACUCGGCGGAUUAGGUUCCUGGCAACCAAUGGGUACUGUUGACUUUUAUCCCAAUGGGGGAAGAGUUCAGCAUGGAUGCUCAAAUUUAUUUGUUGGGGCUGUAACUGAUAUCAUUUGGGCACCUCCAGCAUCAGUUGAGGGCCGAUCAUUGUGCAACCACCGAAGAGCAUAUAAAUUUUUUAUAGAUUCCGUUGCACCCAAGUGCCUGUUCCCUGCAUUCCCCUGUGAUAACUAUGAACUUUUUUUGAAAGGAGAUUGCUUUUCUUGUAAUCGUGUACAAAAUGGAAGUGAAACAUCCGUCUGCGGCAAUAUGGGUUACUACGCUGAUCGUUCUAUUGGCCGUGGACAGUUAUAUCUCAAAACUCGGGAGGAGGAACCAUUUUGUGCACAUCAAUACAGGUUUCAGAUACAGAGCUCUUCUAAUGAAUUACCUCUUCGAACUCUGGGGAGACUGGAAGUUGAGCUCGAAAGUGAUAGUGGACUUACUGAAGUAUUUACUGUAACAGAAAAGGACGAUGCAGAAAUGUUUGCUGGUGAAAUGAUCUCACAAAUUCUUGUACCACACCCAGCCUUAGGUUUUCCGAAAAAUAUAACUCUAACUUAUAUGGCUUACAAAGGAUGGUUGACGAGAGGUUUAUCAUCGUGGAACAUCAACAAAAUCAUUUUAAGUGAUGGUUUCGGAAAAAGCUUUUCAAUUUGUAAGAAAAUGCAUUUGGAAUCCAACACUCCUUUAUAUUUGACAUUGUUACCGGGAGAAUGCGAAACUGAUGAUGACUACUUUCACAGCUCAGGAGAUGAUGACGAACGGAACCCAGAAGACAGUUCAGAAAAUGAUGACAAUGGAGAUGAUUUGAAAGAACAAAGCAACGAGCGAAAUGAUGUUGAUCCACCAUCGCAUACGCAUAACAAUUAUCGUAGUAAAGGAACCAUCGAUCAUGAGAAAAAUACCGACUAUCAACCGUGGCAGCCAAUUGUAAUAGAUUUACCAAGAAACUAUCGCAACACUGUAACAAAUUCAUCCUAUCCAAUCUACGUCACUCCAACAAUGACUGUAACGACCACAUCACCACCUGUCACGACAGAUAAAAAUGUGAUCAGUGAACCUGUUCUGAAGAGAGUGCAGCACAAACCGAGAAAACUUCACAAUAAAACCAAUGAUCGCACCAACGAUAAACGUUCAAUUGACACUCCCUCAAAAAAAGGAAGCACUACAGUUUCACCUCCCGAAAACAAAAUGAUCACUGUGCAACUAUUUCCAUACCGAUUUGCUAACGUUUUCGAAAAGGCAGAAAGAUAUGCGAGACUAACUUUACUACCGUUAUUAACAGAACAAUUUCCACAGCUUUUCAAAUCGAAGACCGGUGAUGGAGAGAUAAUCGAUCUAGACAACAUUGAAUUUAAUCAGACAGAACCAGUACCGACUAUUUACAAAACCAAUAAAACUGAUCGAUCGAUAUCGACCAACCGGCGAUUAGAUUACGAAUCAUCAACAGCUAUUAGCUCGCUCGACGAGCAAAGAAGUAUGAAGGAAGAUGAUACCAGUAAUAUUUUUCCUUCGAGUACACGAAAAGCAUUUAUCAGCGAGGAUGUACUGUUUCGAAUGCACCAGUUAGAGGAAACCAGCGGGACUGCAGAUUCCACAGAAACUAUCAGAGAUGCCCAGAACAAUCCUAUAAAAAUCGACUUGCCAACGUUUCGACCCCCAAAAAUGAUGCCGUUAGAUGUGCUGCGGUCUCAAACGCGAUUUAUCCCGCUCAACUAUAAUGAAGGAGAAGAUAGGGAUGAAACAACAAGUAAAAGCAAAAUGCUAGGUGAUACAAAACCAAAUGAUAGCAGAAGCUGAAGGAGAGAGAAAGAUAUGACAGUAUUUCAUAAUAUGUAGCUAGAGAUAAGAGUUAAACUAUGAUUUAGUUAUUUUUUUUUCAAUUAUAUGCAGAAUGGUUUUUCAAA